AUGUACAGAAACUUGAGUAGCAGAGUACUUCGGCGCAACCUCUCGUCGUCUCUCGUCACGAGAAACUUAUUUGGCGGAGGCAAAAUGGUGGGAUCGACCCAGAAUAUGGCACCGUCCAAUAAACUGGAGACUGCCAGUAAUCCGGCUGACCUUUUGAAGAGAAACGACAUCUUGAUGUACUCGCAGAAGCCAAUCAACUAUAUCGAGUCGGUCAAGGAGAAUGGAUUCCAUUUGGCCAAUAAUAUUCUCAUCACUUCCCCAAACGAUCAGGGCCAGGAAGUGGGUACGUUGCUCAUUGAGAAUGAGAGUUUUGAGGUGAAUUUGGCAGAUGGAGGUUACAAAUUAGUGAAUGGAUUUAUCGUUGAUUUCAACGCGGAGCAAGUUCUUGCAAUCUUCGGCAAGGUCCACCCAAAACCAGAAAUUGUGGUGGUGGGACUAGGCAGGAAAUCCAGACGUCUUUCUGAUGAAAGCCGGAAGUACUUCUCGCAGUUGGGAAUCCAACUAGAGGUUGGAGACUCACAAAAUGCUGCCAAAAUCUACGAUCUUUUAGCUACUGAGCGGCCAGGAGUGAUAGCUGCAUUGCUCUUACCACCCAACGUUUAG
This is a messenger RNA of Sungouiella intermedia, 603 nucleotides long. The record is from the annotation of a GenBank genome assembly. NCBI's taxonomy places the organism in Eukaryota, Fungi, Ascomycota, Pichiomycetes, Serinales, Metschnikowiaceae.